Messenger RNA from Fusarium keratoplasticum, 2619 nucleotides. RefSeq lists its product as uncharacterized. The record is from RefSeq and is a predicted model, not a curated record. The coding region runs from base 1 to 2619 and encodes 872 amino acids. The transcript has a single exon. Lineage: Eukaryota; Fungi; Ascomycota; Sordariomycetes; Hypocreales; Nectriaceae.
AUGUCGACCGCCAGUGUGCGUUGGCUGGUGGCCGACAGAAGCUCGGCUAGCGGUGUCUCGUUCGGCAUGCCCUGGCCCAAGGGGUAUCUUCGCCCGGGCCAAGCCUUUACCAUUGGGGGAGAUGAUCAGACGUACCCGCUCGACUGUCGCGAGAUUGCCUACUGGCCCGAUGGCUCGCUCAAGUGGACGGCUCACUCCGUUAGUGGUAACCUUGGUCGUCACGAGGUCUAUCGAGUCAAGCCUGUCGAUACGAGCGCUGAGCAGACCGGUGGCAUUUCCAUCAAGGAGGAGUCUGGAAUUAUCUCGGUGUCUACCCGAGCUGGGCUAGGGAUUGAGUUUUCGCUCUCAGCUGGGUCUGCUUUGUUCAAUAGCCUCACGCUGAGCGGUCGCUCUCUUUGCUCGGGCGCAACCCUUGUCGCGUCUAUCAACAAAAAAGAAUACGCGACAUCUGUCAAGAACAUCGCCAUCGAAAACGCGACCGACAAUCGUGUUGUUGUCAAAGUUUCUGGAAAUGUUGUCACCGACGGUCAAGAGCAUCUCCCUUUUGAUGUCAGAGUUUAUGUCUACUCGGACGCGCCCACAAUUCGAAUCGUUCACUCCUUCAUCCACGAUCUCGAUGGCGACGAACCUUUGACCUCUCUUGGUGUCCAACUCCAAGUCCCUCUACAAGAUACCGAGUUCUACAACAGACAUGUUCGUCUUGGUGGUGCAGCCGGGGGUGUCUUGAAGGAGGAAGUCCAAGGCCUUUCGGGGCUGAGAUUUGGGCCCACCAUUCAAAACAGGAUUGACCAGACAUCUGGAAAACCUGUCACGCUUCGAGAGGAUGAGUGGGAGAAGACCAAGCUCCCUGCCGGUCUGGCCUCGGUCCCGACAUGGGAUGCAUACACUUUGUCGCAACUAUCAUCGGACGGCUUCACCGUGAAGAAACGAACGAAACCAGGCUGCUCCUGGGUCAGGUCAACAGGUGGUGGUCGAUCUGAUGGGACCGUAUACGUCGGGUCUGCCAACUAUGGUGGACUUGCAGUUGGCCUGAACGAGUUCUGGGAACGGUACCCUACCCAGAUCGACCUGUCGAACCUUACAAAAGAUGAGGGAACGAUCACGAUGUGGCUGUACUCCCCGUUGGCUGAACCUCUCGAGACGAUGCCAUAUCACGACGGCCUUGGGCUGGACACCUACCCCAAGCAGUUGGAUGCACUUAAUGUCACAUACGAGGACUACGAGCCAGGCUUUGCUACUGCAAAUGGCAUCGCACGAUCCAACCAACUCUUCCUCAGACCCUUCUUAGCUACACCAUCCAACGAAGACUUCAGUCUUUUUUCAUCUCUUGUUCGCGACCCCCCCUGCCUGGCUCCUACGCCCGAGUACAUGCACUCGACACGAGUCUUCCAUGGAUGCUGGUCUCCCGACGCUCAAAUCUUGGGUGAUGCUCCAUCAGAGAAAGAGUCCAACAUUGAGAAGAACCUCGACCUUCUGUUCAAGUACUACAAGGGACAAGUCGAACAACAUCGAUGGUACGGCUUCCUAGACUAUGGAGACGUCCAACACACAUACGAUCCAUACCGCCAUGCAUGGAGAUACGAUGUCGGCGGUUACGCCUGGGACAACUCGGAGCUAUCAACAGACUUGUGGCUGUGGCUGUACUUCCUCCACACAGGUCGUGCCGACGUGUUCAAGAUGGCUCGAGCCAUGACGGCACACACCGCCGAGGUCGACGUUUAUCACUCGGGCAAGUUCAAGGGCUUUGGAACUCGUCACGGCGUGCAGCAUUUUAGCGACAGCUCAAAGCAGCUUCGCAUAUCCAAUGUGCUGUACAGGCGCAUCUACUACUACUUGACGGGCGACGAGCGCAUGGGAGAUUUGAUCUCAGAGCUUGGCCAAUGCCAGAAUGCUCUUCUUGGCCUUGACUCGCACCGCAAGGUUCAAGAGCAUGCAGGCAUUCCUGAUGGUUUCGCGAUGGCAAACAUUGGACUUGACUGUGGUCCUCUUGCUGCUUCGUGGUUGACUACCUGGGAGAGACGAACAGAGGGUUGGGAACGGUCCAGAGAUCUCCUGUUGAAGAUGCUCGAGGGUAUUUCCAAGCUUUCGCAUGGAAUUGGGAACAAUGCAAUCCUCCUGAAUCCCACGACUGGCGAUAUCCUGGAAUGCCCUCCUCCUACUCCUGCAUGGGCGAUUUCGCAUUUAUCCAUGCUGUUUGGCUUCCCCGAAAUCUUCACUGAGCUGUUGGACUACGCCAAGGACGAAUACCCUACGGCUGUUGGAGCCUUCACAGAAGUUUGGCUUCGCUACUGCAGAGCGUACAAUGGAACCCGCGAGGUUCAGCUUAAAGAGUUUGGCUUCGAGUUCCCAGAACCCACAGUCAUGUGGCGUCAAAGUCAUUCCACAUUGACAGCGAUAGCAUCGGUUGAGCAAAAUAGUGAAGAGCUGGGAAGAGCCGCUUGGAAUCAGUUCUUCAACAUCGAUGGAUACCUGGAAAAUCAGGAUUGGCAGGUCAAUAAGGCGUCCCCACCUGAGUUCUUCAAUGAAGGAGAGGAGGCACCUUGGGUUUUUACCAACGAGACUGCGCGGUAUGGUGUCAGUGCCAUCUUCAACUUGGCAAACAUUCGACAGUAUCUCUGA